AUGGCUUCUGACCCCCAUCUAGUGGCUCGCCUAUACUCCGAUUCUCGCGCCGCUCGCCCGACGAGUUCUCAUGCGGGCGGCUCCUCCAAGAGCAGAAUUCCCCGCCCGAGAGUCUUACACCCGACCCAAGAACGCCACUCGCGUGGUUCAGACGACUCUCAUCCACCCUCCAAGUUUUCCCAAGCCAUGAAGAAUCCCAACUGGCGCCAGAGGGAGAGUACUGAGGAGUCUGGGUGUCGUGCAAAGAGCCCCUUCUGGAUCCAGCUACACUCCGAGCUGACGCCUUACUGGAGUCAGGCUGGGCCAGAAAAGGCUGAUGCGUCACCUUCGCAUCUAGACCACGAUGAAACGCUUCCAGGGGAUCUCAUAGACCUCUCUCCACCUGCAAGCCAGUGCCGCGGAUACGCCAAUGUCGACACUUCGGCCUCUCCCUUGACCGAAGACUUGUGUGAGGAACGAGGCCACACUGAUGAAGAGAAGUCUUUGACGUAUUGUGCGGUCCUAAGUCAUAGGCAGGUUCCCCACAACACCCCUCUCAGUAUCAUUGAACUUCAGCCCAUUUCAGGUCACCAGGCUAGAUCUGGAGGCCGAGAGAUGACAGUUGCCGAGAUCCGCCCUGCAGAGAGGGGAUCCAUCGGGACAGCGCCGUAUACAAUCCGACGCGGGUUUGAGGAGCACGUGAAACAGUCCGCAGCUGAUACCAGUACUUUCACCGGGAAGACACCGCAGAAGGCGAGCUGCCGACCUCCCCUAGUGGGAUCGGAGUACAGCCGGGAGCUUGCCAGUCUCCCAAAGCUACGGGUGGAGAAGCACCGCAACAGAGGCAUGCUGGAGAAUCCCCUCAAUGACAAAAGCAAGUUUCCUCAGAGCGACUAUUACCCGAACCAUCUGGCAGCCAAGCAAACAUCUGUUGAACCUGUCUCCUCUGCGUCUGUACCAGCACGAGACUCGACGGACGAUGAAGACGCACUUUUUCGAAAGUGUAUCCGAAGGCUGCAGGGUACAGCCCAAGAGAAGUCUUCGCAGGAGUCCGGGAGCCGGUUGGAUGAGCCAGCGAGGGAGUCGACGAGUUACUCUGAGCACAGCAUCGUCCUGAAUGGAAGGCAGGGAACCCAUACUAUACUGAACAAACCUGAAGACAGGCUCAUGCGCACCUCGGACUCAGGAUAUACAUCGGCGCCAACGAAUCACACACCUACCAAUUCUAAACUUAUCACCGAGACUUCCGCCGGGACGUUCAAUCCUAAGGCACGAGAGUUUCUGUCUUUGUCCGAGCGGAGUAGCCAGCUGUCCGAAGAAAGCCACCGGAGGUUCCGGCCCGUCGACCUCAAAGAGCUCUUUUCGAGGAACGCCGAGUCGACGAAGAGAGCACCGCCGACCAUGGAUUAUGUGCCCCCCUGUAACCCCAUACAGACCAUCCCCGGAGGCAUGGAGCAAGCUCCGACCAUGCCUCCCCUGUAUAUUCCAUCCCCAGGAAUGGAUGGCAUGUAUGACGUGAACAAUACCAUAUAUGGCACGGGCCCGCUGCCCGGCGGCCCACCGCAGUAUCCUUUACCAUACCAGCCUAAAACCUUUGCCGGGCCUGACGGCCGGCAGGAUGGGGCCGAACUACUUCUCCUUACCCGGCGCUGCGGGCCCGGUUCCCUUCCCAAAGCUUAUGUCGCUGCCCCGUAUACCACAAAGUCCGAUGAUGAGCAUGACACCAAAGCCAAUGGCAUGCCCGUCCCCAGUACCAAGGCCCAAGAAAUCAGAUCCAUUGGAUCAGCUGGCGUAUGA
This is a messenger RNA of Geosmithia morbida, 1776 nucleotides long. RefSeq lists its product as uncharacterized. The coding region runs from base 1 to 1776 and encodes 591 amino acids. The transcript is spliced from 2 exons. The record is from RefSeq and is a predicted model, not a curated record. NCBI's taxonomy places the organism in Eukaryota, Fungi, Ascomycota, Sordariomycetes, Hypocreales, Bionectriaceae.